This is a messenger RNA of Hemiscyllium ocellatum (epaulette shark), 885 nucleotides long. RefSeq lists its product as uncharacterized. The coding region runs from base 1 to 885 and encodes 294 amino acids. The transcript has 6 exons. Lineage: Eukaryota; Metazoa; Chordata; Chondrichthyes; Orectolobiformes; Hemiscylliidae. The record is from RefSeq and is a predicted model, not a curated record.
AUGUACAAACAGCUGAACCUGUUGGCCAUUCAGCCCAUCAAACCUGUUCUGCCAUUCAGUGAUGUCCUGGCUGCCCUGUUGUCUGUGGAAAAGAAUGGGAAAUGUCUGAGCAAAUAUUCUCUUCAUCUUCAAUCAGAGAACCCCUACAGUCUGGAAUUUUUCAGCUCCGACGAGUCAAUCACUUACGAGUGUGGGACCUGUAUUGGAAACCUGUCCUUGAACGGUGGCACAAUCUCAGCUUCCACGACUGAGAGGUGCUGUCAGUCUGAUCUCUGUAACAACCAAACCAUCAUAGUCAAUUCACUUGCUUUCACUAUCAAAGGCUGUGCUUCUGAGAGUAUGUGUCAAAACCCAGACCUGUUAAAGGAUUAUGGAGUCCAAACACAGCAAGAGUUUUACUGCUGCCGAGAGAGUGGUUGUAAUCGGGGGAUUUCAGAGAACAGCUCAGCACAGACAGCAACACCCUCCAACAUUCUGACAGCUAAUUUCUAUUCCUCAGCGGUGUGGAAUUCGCCUGAGAAUAUGACAAACUCUGUGACGGCAGUUUACUACAGGUCGACUGAACAGACGCUCGCUGUGACACCUGUUAACUCCUUGUCAAACUCAACUCUCAGCUGUUUCUCCUGUGAGGAUCCAGAGGGUAUCUGUUUGGAGCAGCAGGUCUGCAAUGCGACUGGGAACAUGAGCUGCAGAACCAUCUUGGGUAAACUGAGUCUCAGUGGAGUCACCCAGACGGUUGUGGUUCGCGAGUGUGGGACCUGUGUCGGGAAUCUGUCCUUUAACGGUGGCAGCUUUUCAGCUUCUGUAACUGAGAGGUGCUGUCAAUCUGCGCUCUGCAACAACCCUAGCAUCACAGUACGUACUGAGCAGCCCCGCAUGUUUUAA